AUGGCUGCGGAGGGUAUCGAGGAGGUCGAGGAUGGGAGACAGUCCAAGCCGGAAGCCGGCGUGACAUCAUCGGGACAGGCGGAGGCCCAAGGGUCUGGGACUGCCAUCAAAAUCUCCACCACACCCGAUAUUCGUUGCCGUUGGAGAGCGAGAAGGAUACACGCCUAA
Messenger RNA from Perkinsus marinus ATCC 50983, 168 nucleotides. RefSeq lists its product as hypothetical. The record is from RefSeq and is a predicted model, not a curated record. The transcript has a single exon. NCBI's taxonomy places the organism in Eukaryota, Perkinsozoa, Perkinsida, Perkinsidae. The coding region runs from base 1 to 168 and encodes 55 amino acids.